AUGCUAUUAUCUUCUGCCUCGGCAUUUAUUAUACCCCACCACCACCACAACAAACCCUUGGACACUACUGUCUCCAUUAUUCGUCACAGAACAAGCAGCGCAUUACGACCUGUGGUGGUCGCCAGACUCCUGCCAGUACUAAAAAAGAAACCGGACGAUGAGGAGGACGACGAUGAAAGCAGUCAGACUGGUAUGAACGAAGCCUUUCGUCAAUUGGGUUCUCUGGAUUCCUUGGGAGAUCCUACCGAGGGAAAAGAAAGCACAGUCAAACUAGACGAUCAAAGCAAACAAGAGCUCUUGAGUCAAGAAAACAAGGUUUCCAUGGAACAGGAAGUCGAACUCUUCAAGGGAUUGCUCAAGGAUUCGGAAGAGUCAGAUGAAGAUACCUUGUAUUCGGACGUGAUCAAAGACAUGGGCGGAACACCCAAAGAAGCUCCCAAGGCAAAACCACAACAACAAAUUACCAUUGAGGAAUCGGGCACCACCACCACCGGUAGCGCCAUUCCCCGCAGCGAAGAGGACACCCAAAAAUUCAUGGAUCAAGCCAUUCAAGAAGCCUUGGAUGAAGCACGGUCCAUGGCACCCGAUGGAAAGAAACUCUCCGAUUCCAUUCUCGACGAUGAAGAAAUCAUGAAAGAAAUUGAAGAGAUCUUUGAAAAGGGAAACGAAAAGUUGUUGGCCAGUUUGGAGGAAAUUCGAGAAGAACAGCAAGAGUUGGCUAGAAUCAGCGCAGAACAACGUAGUAAAGUUGCCAUGGACAACAGCCAGGAUGAGGAAACGGCAAAGCGAUUGGCAGCCGCAGAGGCAUCCAUGCAAAAGCAACUAGGUCGGGUCAACCAGGAGAGAGCCGAAGUGGAACAGGCAGUGGCAGACCUUCAGAAGGUCAAGGAGGAACUGGAUGCCGAGGCAUCGGGCAACGUGAUCAAGCCCGCGGCACUGGCUGGAGUACUCUUGUUUUCGGUGCGAUCUCUUUUAGACUUUGUGGCAAUGGGCGGGAUUGAUUCCGAAGCCCAUCUUACAGCUGCACUGAUCCAAGGAGCGAUUGCCUUGGCGUGUGGUGCCUAUCUUGUCUUCGCCUAG
Seminavis robusta is the source of this 1080-nucleotide messenger RNA. The record is from the annotation of a GenBank genome assembly. NCBI's taxonomy places the organism in Eukaryota, Bacillariophyta, Bacillariophyceae, Naviculales, Naviculaceae.